Messenger RNA from Kogia breviceps (pygmy sperm whale), 464 nucleotides. The record is from RefSeq and is a predicted model, not a curated record. NCBI's taxonomy places the organism in Eukaryota, Metazoa, Chordata, Mammalia, Artiodactyla, Physeteridae.
ACCACGCUCCCGGUGGAAGCAGAGGAGCCGAGCAGGAACCAUGGCCAGUACAGUGGUAGCAGUUGGACUGACCAUUGCUGCUGAAGGAUUUGCAGGCCAUUACGCUUUCCAAGGAUGAAGCAUAUGGAGCCUCAAGUAAAACAAGUUUUUCAAAGUCUACCGAAAUCUGCCUUCAGUGGUGGCUAUUACAGAGGUGGGUUUGAGCCCAAAAUGACAAAACAGGAAGCAGCAUUAACACUAGAUGUAAGCCUUACUGCCAAUAAGGCAAAAAUAAGAGAUGCUCAUCAACUAAUUAUGCUUUUAAAUCACCCAGACAAGGGAGGAUCUUCUUAUAUAGCAGCCAAAAUCAAUGAAGCUAAAGAUUUACUAGAAGGUCAAGCUAAAAAAUGAAGUACAUGUAUGAUGAGUUUUAAGUUCUUACUCAUUUAUGUAUAUGAGUACCAGCUUUUUAUAAUAAAAUGCCU